AUGCAUCUUCCAUGGCUACUGCUGGUAUGGAUAAUCCUCCUCGAAGCCCAGAAAGUUUGGGGGCUAGUGGCGGCGCUGACGACAGAAAAGGACAUAGAAAACAGCGAUGGCAGGACGAAGCGGCAGCCGCAGUUGUCCCGAGCACCGAGAGCAGUGCAAGCAGCCGCGGCGGAGGUGGCGGCGGUGGAGACCAAGGAGAAACACCGAGACUCCCUAGAACGACCAGGAGGAGGGUUAAGGCAGAAAAAACAACAACCACAGCUACGACAGGAACAUCAACAUUAUCAGCGGCCACCGGGGGCACAAGCUCCGCCUGGCCAGGAUACCGCCACAGCAGCGGCGGUGGCGGUGGCAAAACCGGCCGCACCUGUGAAGGGAGAGGAGCGGCAGAGCGAAACACAAAAUACAGAAACCGAACGUAUCCUGGCGGAGUUCGAGAUUGCAGAAGGAGGAGGACUGGCCGGGAUUGGUACCCCCCUGGUGCCCAGCUUCUGUCCGUCUGAGCCGUUCGAGCGCUAUGCAGCGAUGCACCGGAACAUCAUGGCCGGGAAAUUGGAACCGAGAUACCUGGUGUUCCGCCCAUACCUGCAGUGCGGCAUGGGCAACCGUCUCAAGGGGUACCGAGGCGUGUUGGGCCUUGCGAUGAUGACGGACAGGGCGCUCCUGGUGGACUGGUACGGGGGCCUAGAUUCGUCCCGGAGCGGGACAGAGCACAAGUUCGAAGACAACUUCCUAGAAGCGGGCGGAGUGCCCUGGGACAUUUUUCCCUCCUCUCUGGAGGGCUACGACAGCGGCUCGAAUUUCAAGACCGAGAUUUGGUGCCAGAUGCCCAAUGCGUUCGGCGUAAAAACGCCGUGCGACAAGAGCAGAAUGACGCCCGACUUUCUGGGCACUGCAGACUGGGAUGAAAUUUACGCCAAGGACACCCAGGUCGUGGUUGUACAAUCUCACAAUCACAACCCGAUGGAUAUGUUGCGGGUGAACAAGAAACCGAGCGUCGCGAGGGCCCUGGGGAAGCUGAACGUGGACGUUGACCCGGACGUUUUCGGGACCUGCGCUCUACGGUUCCUGCUCAAACCUCGGCCGGAGUUCAAGGGGCGCUACUGCGAGGAGCGCUCAGCGGUGCUGGGCAACAAGACCGCGAGCAUUUCCUUGCACCUUCGGACCGGGGACAACCCUAACUACCACCCGGAGUGGUACAAGACCCUACCUACGGACUUGGAGAACUUCACCGCUUGCGCGACGGGGCUCGAAGAGGGGCUGGCGAUGGUCGCCGCGAUGUACGCAGCAACACCCGGGCCCGACUUCGACAUCUUCAGCACGUUCAUGGAACGACGGGACUUGAUCUGGGUCCUGGGAACCGACAGCUCCGAGAUCAUCAACCUUCUCACAGAGGGAGAAUACACGGUGGCUCAAGGCGGAAAGGUGGCGUUCGUAGAGGGGAACAAGUUCCACCGCUCCCACAGCGGCAACAAAGGGGGCAAGGGUUCUAACAACGCCGGGCCGCUUAUCGACCUCGCCCUGCUAUCUGAGGCACCGCUUUUUGUGGGAUCCUACUGCAGCACCUUCUCACAGAACACGGCGGAGAUCGGCGGGCUGCCUGUUCCUCUGCGCCUGUUUCUGUCAACUCCGUUCCACCACCUUCUAGGAGGAUCACAUGUGGACUGGGACCGGUUCGACGACUUUCGUCAAGGGUGCAGGGACAUCGUUUCAGACCCGAGCUCCCGCGAGCACCUGCGGGUAGCCUUGAAGACCAACCUCGAGCCGUGGAUUCGCUGCGACGACCAGGGAAGGUGAUGCUACACCACCGCCAUUUCCACGAUCGUGAUACCUUUUUCUUUCAUUCAACUGCGAGGAUAUCUUCUUGCAAUUCUCACCACAAGCUUGGUUGUACACCAACGGAGUUGGCAUCGUGUUAUCAUUGUUUUCGUUUCAAGACUGCUUCAUGCCUGAAAAACGUAACGAGUCUACUUAGCCCGCAACGUUUGUCGGCGGGGGUGCUGUACACGUCCUGUUGCUUGCGUGGGACGGCGAUGCGCGAGAGUCUUCCUUUUUGUUGUUGUGCUUGCUAAUGUUACUCGCGUUGGUUUCUGUUAUCCGUUAACGGAGCAGGGAAUCUCCGCCACUGCGUGCGUAGUUUCGUCGAGAAUGACCGCGGCGUGACUUGUGUAAUCCGGGAAAUCUCCCCAUUCUUGGAAGGGACGAUCAUUCUCGAGCUAGAUUAUUCUUGUGCGUGACACCGGGUCGGAGGUUUCCAGUACGUACGCUAGGUUGAUGGAUGAAGUGAGACCGACAGUUUCGUGAAAGAAGGGUAGAGGUAUUUCAGAUGCAUGGAAGGCCUGUUUCUGUAUCCUAUAGAAUCCGAAAUCAAACUGUUAAGACUAGUCAGCGAUGGUUUGAUUUCGGCUUCUACAAUCCACAGUCUUGCCGUCGGGAUGUGAAUCCAAUGUGCAUAUAUGUGCGGUAUCAUGUAUUCAAUCCACCUUCCUGUGCGUAGCAUCUCUAUGCGAAAUAAGCUACUGUUUUUCUUUUUUGUGGUCUGAGGUUACUGUUGCUCUUGGGCGCUGACUAUUUCGACUGCUUGUUCAAGGUCGCUUCGUCUCGUCUGCUUUUUCCGAUUUUGCGCUGGGUAGGGGG
Messenger RNA from Ectocarpus sp. CCAP 1310/34, 2637 nucleotides. NCBI's taxonomy places the organism in Eukaryota, Phaeophyceae, Ectocarpales, Ectocarpaceae. The record is from the annotation of a GenBank genome assembly.